Xyrauchen texanus (razorback sucker) is the source of this 4101-nucleotide messenger RNA. RefSeq names its product plakophilin-4-like. Gene Ontology annotation, molecular function: cadherin binding. NCBI's taxonomy places the organism in Eukaryota, Metazoa, Chordata, Actinopteri, Cypriniformes, Catostomidae. The transcript is spliced from 22 exons. The record is from RefSeq and is a predicted model, not a curated record. Gene Ontology annotation, biological process: cell-cell junction assembly; cell-cell adhesion. Gene Ontology annotation, cellular component: adherens junction; nucleus; plasma membrane. Bases 133 to 3510 code for a protein of 1125 amino acids.
CUCAGUGUGCUGCACGCGGGGUGAGAGUAUUAUCCAGUAGGAGUAUGGACACGGAUCCGCGGAACUAAAGAGCGAGCUCCGAAAGUGGAGAAUAUCUCGAACCGAUGAGCUCCGACACUUUAAGCACACCGGAUGGAUUUAAAGAGUCCCCCAAAAGGAGGAAUGCCUGCUCAGAAGCCAAGUACGGACGUGCAGGAAGCUGCAGUGAGCACGCUUCACAGCAUGCAGUCCGACAGCACCACCACCAACAUCCUGGCCUCUGUCAAAGAACAGGAGCUGCAGUUUGAGCGCUUGACCCGGGAGCUGGAGGUGGAGCGACAGAUAGUGGCCAAUCAGCUGGAACGAUGCAGACUGGGUUCAGAAUCACCAGGAGCUGCAAGCGGAAGCUCCUCUGAGAAGUCUCUUCCCUGGAGAUCUGCAGGGUCUGUAGGUAACUCUCGCAGCUCUACACAGAUGAACUCGUACUCUGACAGUGGUUAUCAGGAUGCUGGCAGCUACUACAGCAGUCAGACGCAGGGCAAGUUCCCGGGUUCAGGAGGAAACUCUGCACUGCAGAGGAACUCCAGAGCCGAGGGCCAGGCUGCAGGACAGGCAUCAGGAGAUAUGGGUGGGGCUAUACCGGGUCGGGCUAUGCGGCGGGUCGGUUCGAUGCCCACUCGCACUCAGUCUCCUUACGCCAGCAGUAUCUCUCCAUCUCGAGGUUCCCUGCGCACGGUGGGAAGCUCUUACGGGUCACCCAUCAUGACCGAACCCAGACCGCUGCCCUCCAUUUUUACGAGCACCACCCUACCUGGAAUCCCACAGUCCAGCUCACCCUACACCACACAGAAAAACUCCCCUACCGCCCUGCGCAGGAUGGGCUCUACAAACUCCCGCUCUUUCAGUGCCAGCCGCACCACCUCACCCUACUCAGUGGGUGUGGGUUCAGGUGGAGAAGGGCAGAUCGGGUCAGAGUCUCCGGCCCGGCCCGGGAUGGCAGCAGUGCCGCAGCAUUAUGGGUCCACGAUGCCGAGAACAUUUGUGCAUGACGCCUCUGAUCCGUACAGCACCCACACCUAUGAGAUCUAUGAGCGGAUUGCCCCGCAUCCAGAAAACCUCACAGCGGAGAGAAUAGUCAAUGACCAACCAGGUAUGCGAGCAUCUUACGCUAGUCAGCAUAGUCAUAUGGGCGCUGAUCUGAGAUCAGCCAUCUCUCCUGACCGUCACAUUGGACCCAUCUAUGAGGGCCGCACAUUUCAGGGGCCCCUGUACCGCAGUCCCAGCCAUGCAGUGGCAGACCUCAACUACAACCCGCACAGCACCCUCUACAGGUCAUCAUUUGGUGUGGGUAACCUGCAGCGGAGCUCCAGUCAGCGCAGUAACAUCAUGUACCAAAGAAGCAACUACACCCUGAACACCAUCUACACAGCUCCGUACCGGCCCUCCGACCCCAGUCACACACACCAGCCCAUCGCCAUGGAUGAUGUCGCCACCCGCUCGCCCUCCAUAGACAGCAUUCAGAAGGACCCGAGAGAGUUCGCAUGGCGUGAUCCAGAGCUGGCAGAGGUCAUUCACAUGCUGCAGCAUCAGUUCCCUUCUGUGCAGGCUAACGCAGCUGCAUACCUACAGCACCUGUGCUACGGAGACAACCACGUCAAGACAGAGGUGUGUCGUCUGGGUGGUAUCAAGCAUCUGGUGGAUUUGUUGGAUCAUAAAGUUCUUGAGGUGCAGCGUCACUCAUGUGGAGCUUUGAGGAACCUUGUUUACGGCAGAGCCACAGACGACAACAAGAUCGCUGUGAGGAAUGCAGGUGGAGUUCCUGCUCUUCUCCGUCUGCUCAGGACGACUGUAGACACUGAUGUCAGAGAGCUCGUCACAGGUGUGUUGUGGAAUCUGUCCUCAUGUGAAGCAGUGAAGAUAACAAUCAUUCGUGAUGCUUUGAGCAGUAUGACAAACACUGUGGUCAUCCCUCACUCGGGCUGGAGCAACACUGACUUCCACGACGAACACAAACUCAAGUUCCACUCCUCACUCGUGCUCCGUAACACCACUGGCUGCCUCAGGAACCUGAGUUCAGCUGGAGAGGAGGCCAGGAAACAGAUGCGCUGCUGUGAUGGACUCGUCGACUCCCUGCUGUAUGUCAUCAAAGCCUGCGUCAGCACCUCUGAAUUUGACAGCAAGAUCGUGGAGAACUGUAUUUGCACUCUUAGGAAUCUCUCCUACCGUUUGGAGCUUGAAAUGCCACCCUCUCGGAUGACAGCCAAUCAUGAGCUGGACGGGCUACUAGGCUCAGAGUCUCCCAGUAAAGAGGCGGAGUACAGCUGCUGGGGAAGGAAGAAGAGGAAGAAGAAGAAUUUAGAGGAGGAACAGUGGGAUGGAGUCGGACCAAUUCCUGGUUUCUCCAAAUCUCCUAAAGGUGCUGAGAUGUUGUGGCACCCGUCUGUGGUGAAGCCCUAUCUGACCCUUCUAGCUGAAAGCUCAAAUCCAGCCACACUGGAGGGAUCUGCCGGAUCACUGCAAAACCUCUCCGCUGGAAACUGGAAGUUUGCGGCAUAUAUUCGCGCAGCGGUGCGGAAGGAGAAGGGUUUGCCCAUCCUGGUGGAGUUACUGCGCAUGGACAAUGACAGAGUGGUGUGCGCCAUCGCCACAGCUCUCAGAAACAUGGCUCUGGAUGUCAGGAAUAAAGAACUGAUCGGGAAAUAUGCCAUGCGGGAUCUGGUGAACCGGUUGCCAGGGGGAAACACCACACUGCUGUCUGAUGACACUGUGGCGGCCAUCUGCUGCACGCUGCACGAGGUGACCAGCAGGAACAUGGAGAACGCGAAAGCCCUGGCAGACACGGGCGGCAUCGAGAAACUCGUCAACAUCACCAAGGGCAGAGGAGAGAGGUACACUGUGAAGGUGGUGAAGGCCGCAGCUCAGGUGCUGAACACACUGUGGCAGUAUAGAGACCUGCGCACUAUCUAUAAGAAGGACGGCUGGAAUCAGAAUCACUUCUUGACUCCUGUGUCGACUCUAGAGCGAGAGCGCUUCAAGUCACAGCCCACACUACCAUCAACAGCACUACAGAUGUCACCCGUGUCUCACACAGUGGGCAGCACAACGUCAUCUCCUGCAGUGCUGGGCAUUAAAGAACAACACGCUGAUAAUCAGAAGACUCAAUCGCCUAUGCAAUUUUAUAAUUACCAAGGAGAGAACGGCAUCAAUAAAAAUACAGGGUCUGCAAAAGUGCCUCAGUUUAACAUGGGUCCGUACACUUCCCCCAGCAGAGAGGGCUCCAGACGAGGACAGCAGGUGUAUUACACAGAUGAAAGGAGCCGCAGAAACUACGACACCUACCGCACAUACCUGCAGUCACCGCAAGCUUACGAGGACUCGUACCUGGACGAGACGGUGCGCUAUUCUCCCGCCGAUUACAGCCAGCCACAGGGCUUCAAAACCACCAGUAACUAUGUGGACUUCUACUCGUCCACCAGGAGACCCUUGUUCUGCACUGAUCAUUACCCAACAUCCCCGGACUCAUGGGUGUAGAGACAACAUCUGCACACAAACAGACUUUCUGAACACUGUUUUUAAAGAGAAGCCAGUCAUGGAGCAACACAUAGAAAGACAUGACUGAGAAUGUCGAGCCAAAAAGGAGACAGAAUGUGUUUUUAAUGUGAGCCGGAAAUGGAUGAAGACAUGUGUAUGGAGGGUUUGGGAAUGUUGUGUAGACAUUAGAGGAACAAUUCUUUUGAAAACCGUAGCUGUGAUGGGGAUAGGUGAUGUGCUGAAGGGUUCGGGUUUGAGAAACAGACAGGGAAAUGUGUUUGUACGUGGGUCACAUGAACUAGAAUCUGUUAAACAAUGAAUAAAUAAUAAUUAUGAUUUGGAUGAAUAUGAAUGCUGUUAGUCUGUACAGAGGGAACAUGUAUUGAUACCUGUUGUUGAGAUUGUGAAUGUUAUGGAUUCUUGUACAUAUCUUUCAUUUUAUUGUAGAUACAAAAAUAAAAUGUCACAUGCUUUACUGCUCCAGUGUUAAAGCAAAUAGACUUAAAUGAAUAUAUGGUGAGGGUGUCAUGACAUGAACGCUGCAGUAAUAAAAUUACUCUUGUGUUUUAUAUAUAUAAAUAUAAAUGACUG